GCAUCCGAACCCAACUCCUCCCUCUCCUCUCUCUCUCACUCUCUCUCCAACUCACUUCCAGUCCAGGGACAAAGCCCUGCAGCUCGUCGUGCAAACAAGACUCAUCAACACUGCCUCACGUAUUACUUCCACGACAGCUACUGCUGCCACCACCACUGCCGGUGCUGGGAAGUCUAGUGGCCGUGUCUUUUGGACUCGCAGUCCGCAGGGUCGCUCGUUGAAGCGGAGUGUGGAUGUCUGCAGUGUUAUAGUUUUGGCCAUACAGAGCUAGAGAGUGUGAGUAUCAGCGUGCUCAGCUCGGUGUAGUGUGUUUUUGCUCAGAUCGUCUCGUUUCGGUCUGGUUAGGGAUGGCUUCCAUGGCAGCUUGUCAGCUCCAGUGUCAAAGAAUCACUGCAAUGUGGGUGCUGGUCAUGUGCGUGAUCGGGAAGUUUGCCGAAGCGAACAUAGGGCCUAUCUCCUCGGUGCUGCCCAUGAGUCAUGAUAAUGCAGCGAAUUAUGACGAUCGGAGGGUUCUGAAAUUGGUUGAACCCGCCCCUCUCGUCCUCACCUACCACAACGGGCCUCUCAUGACGCAGGGAACCAGCAUUCCUGUAUAUAUAAUCUGGUAUGGAACUUUCAGCAGGGCGCAAAAAACCAUUUUGACCGACUUUUUUGCCUCCUUCGGUGCUGCUCUGCCUGCUCCUUCCGUCGCCAGCUGGUGGAAGAUCACCAGCGGGUACACUGCCAGUGGAUCUUCGGUGCCGAGGUCUGUGAGGGUGAUGAAGCAGAUAUCUGAUAGCAAGUACUCGAAGGGCAAGGUGCUGAAGAAUGCGGAUCUCGAAAGCCUGGUGGUCGGCUCUCUGAAGAUGUUUCCUGCCGAUUCGAAUGCCAUCUACUUCGUGUUCACUGCAUCAGACGUGGACGUGGAGGACUUCUGCAUGAACUCCUGCGCUUCUCACUUCGCCACUGCUCCCUCUGUUGCCACUGGAAACAAGAAUUUGCCUUUCGUUUGGGUGGGAAAUGCUGGUGUUAAGUGCCCUGGCCUCUGCGCCUGGCCCUAUGCCAAGCCCGCCUACGGUCCUCCCGGUGCGCCUCUUCUGCCUCCCAACGGGGAUGUGGGCAUGGACGGCAUGGUCAUCAACACUGCAUCCAUGGUAGCAGGCACUGCCACCAAUCCCUUCAACACCGGCUACUACCAAGGUGACGCUGGGUACCCAUAUGAGGCUGCCACAGCUUGUGCUGGAAUCUAUGGUGCCAACGCUUACUCAGGUUAUCCAGGGGAUUUGCUGGUGGAUCCCAAGACGGGAGCGAGCUACAAUGCAGUGGGUGCCAAUCAAAGAAAGUUCUUGCUGCCUGCCUUGUGGAUGCCAUCCACCCAAAAGUGCACUACUCCCUAGAUUUGGAAGCUGAGUUAGUGCAAAGGAAGCAGUCAAAUCUGUUUGCUUCCGGUCAUGUAGUAGUAGCACAUUCAUUGAACUAUUAGUUCCUUAAUUCUUCACGGCCCUGACUGUAGAUAGCUUCUGGUUACAGCUCGACCGCCUGCCCGUCUAAUAUCGAAUGGCGUAGAGGAGAAUCAUACUGAGUUUAGAAACUAAACUUUGUGUAUCUUGUAUAUACUUAUUUGUCUUCUCUUGAUGUCAACUAUUUUUUUAAUCUUCACGGCUGUCAAGAGCUUUUUAAGCUACAUUUUGACUCAUC
This is a messenger RNA of Marchantia polymorpha subsp. ruderalis, 1677 nucleotides long. The record is from the annotation of a GenBank genome assembly. NCBI's taxonomy places the organism in Eukaryota, Viridiplantae, Streptophyta, Marchantiopsida, Marchantiales, Marchantiaceae.